AUGACUUUUGAACACGAAGACAUUCUGAGCGAAAUUCCUGACGACCAACUGCCCCAACUUGCAAAUUUGUACGAAGAAAAAGCACCAUGGGCUCCCUACAUGGUGAGUUUCAUUCACAUGGCAAUGAAAUGGAAAAAAUCGGGGAAAUACCGCAACGCUUUGAAGAUUUUUUCACCGAAUAAUUCAUGGAAAACGGAUGGUACCAUCAUUGCUAGACUAAUUCUAGUGAACGUAAAUCAGGACAUAACAGUGUUCACUUUAGACGACCAGUGCACUAAUCUUUACCAAGGACUUACCGAAACUAGUCUCCUGAACUACAACAACAUCAGAACCAUUUUCUACGGCGUCCAUGAACGACACGCUCAUGUCAUACUGAAAUAUUUACAGGAAAAAAAAAUUAAAUUUGUGAAUAUUCCCUGUUACUUUUACUGCACUUCACCGGAACAAGCAAAGAAAUUUACAAUAGAGUGCCCUUCUGAUGUCUAUUUAAAGAAACUGGAACCAUCAGCUGGGCAACAAGUGGACACCAUAUGGCCCCACAGAUUUCUAGGCUCCGAUCAAUAUUUAUCAAAUUUUAUUGAAGCGAAUGGAGGAUAUGGGCUGUUUUUAAAGUCAACGAAUGAGAUGGUAGCGUGGGUUUUGAAGCAUGCUUGGGGCCAUUUGGCUAUGCUUCAGACCGAAGAAGCACACAAAAGGAAAGGUUAUGCCAGUUUGGUCACUAAAGCCUUAUCGAAGGAGAUAGCAGAGGAGGGGCAUUGGCCCCUGGGGACCAUUCUCUUGGAGAAUAAAAAUUCCAUCAGUAUGUUUGAAAAGUUGGGGUUCAGUAGUAUUGGGGUUUGUAAUUUUUUUGGAAUGGAUACGCGUGAUAAUAAAUAGGUUUUGUAAUUGGUGGAUAAUGAAUAAUAAAGUGAUUAAGUAAUUA
Molecule: messenger RNA, 922 nt
Organism: Tribolium castaneum (red flour beetle)
Lineage: Eukaryota; Metazoa; Arthropoda; Insecta; Coleoptera; Tenebrionidae
Exons: 3
Coding region: 1-876 (291 amino acids)
Molecular function (GO): acyltransferase activity, transferring groups other than amino-acyl groups
Source: RefSeq, a predicted model, not a curated record